UUUUUGGUAACAUGAGGGUAUUUUAAUGUAUUUACAAUGUAAUAAUUGAGCAUUGCCCAUAAUCCAUUCAAUUGCUUAGGAUGGGAAUAAUGCAUUGCCAGCUCAUGAAAUUGAAAAACCCAAGAGUUAGUUUAGCAACCAUGCUAAAAGUUAAUCCCAAUCCCAUCAUCUGGAUUCAAUCAGUUAGUAGACUUGGCUGCUUUCGCAGUUCAACUGUGUCUAUUUGAAGGAUAAAACCAGCAUCAAAUACAGCAUCCUUCGACAGUUUGGGUCAGAAAUUGUCUUUUUGGGGGGUCUUUUUUGUGGCUAGUUGUUCCCAGAGGCACCGGGGCUAAAUGUGGUCAGGAGUCUGCAUGAAAGACUCCACAGCUCAGUGCUUGUGUUGGGCUGUGUUUGCUGUUACACCGGGUGGACAUAGAAUACCACAGGAUUCACAGCAUUAAGCAGAGUUUUCCACAGUUGGGCUGAUGUUGUGUGUCCAUCCUUGUGAGUGUGGUUAAUGUGAUGAAGCAGUUUGGCUAUGGUUAUUUCAUCGUUUGAAAAAAAUAAAGAAAUAAUAUAAAUAUAUAUAUUUUUUUAAGCAGCCCACAAUCUGAAUCAUAUGAACUUUUAUGUAGAUUUAACCAACGGAAACCUUGAACAUAGGAUUGUUUUCAGGCGUUAACAUACAGAAACAAGCGGGUUUCUUUGAUAGCCCUGUAAGAGAGCCUUCUGUUAAAAAAGUUUUUUUAACAGAAGGCGCUUUUCAUUUGAGAAGUGUUUUGCUGAGAACCAACUUGCCAGGUCCAACCAGAAAUCCCAGGGUAUUCCUCCAAGAAUAGCAGAAUCACUCCCUCAUCCCCCUCUGCAUAAUGUUAAGUGGGACAGUACAUUCCCUAAAUGUGACCACUCCUCCAACAGUGAUGCAGUCUUAAAUGAAUGGAGAAUUCCCAGUUCUUUUUAGCGGUCUCCCGCUCUUCUGCUAUGGAUUAGCGGUGAGUGAGGAUGACGGACAGUUUUCCACGUCUCCUUUGGAGGUAACCUCAGAUACCAUAUGUCCCAAGAGCUGGGUCAAACUGUCCCUAGCUCUGUUUGGAAAAAGAGAAUAUCAUCCCCAUUACUAGCAUGCCAGUGGAUGCCAACUGCAAUUAGACCUUGGGGUCUCAAAUGGGCUUACAUAAGAAGCUGGAAAGAGCAGUCCAAAAAAAAGGUUGACGAGGGAACCAAGUUUGAGAGAGACGGAAAGAGUGAGUGAUGCCACAGUAGACAGGAAUGCUCACACUGGCCAGAAAAACAAGUCCAAGUCUAAUUAAGGCCGACUUUGAUAUGUAAAUAUCUUCACUGCGCAUCACAUUGUGACAAAAACCCCCACUCAAUGCAUCUUUGUUCUUAAAACCCAGGCAUGCAUCGACAGGCCUGGCCCGUCAGAUCUUGACAAGAGCCUAUGCAGUCAAAUGGUAUUUUUUAAUGUAUUUCAAUUUUACAAGAAUAGAGGAGCAUUGUGCUGUGCGUGGAAUCUGGAGCAGUUACGUGAUUGACCCCCACUUGCAUGUCCUUUCACCAGCCUUAGCGAUUAUCUCUGCCCACUCGACCCAAUGAUGCAUUUACUCUUUCUGCAUAGAUGACACUUCACUCCUCUGCUUUUUCUUUCAUGUCAUGUUGUGCCUGGAACAGGAUGGCUAUUUGAUCCAUCCGGACCUCCGGGGGGAUGGCGCUGAUUGGGCCCGGUCUUCUGGUGGUGUUGGCCUUGUGGGUCGGGCUGAAGGUCGAGGUCCAGGCCGAGCACACCAAGCAGGCCCGUGUUCCUCUGAUCCCCCAUCGGCCGUUUGUGGUUGUUUGGAACGCCCCCACCGAAUCCUGUCGGCUUCGCUUCAAGGUGGACUUGGACCUUAGCGUCUUCGACAUUGUGGCGAACCUCAACGAAACCCUCAGUGGACCAAAUGUCACCAUCUUCUACCAUAGCCACUUGGGGUACUAUCCUUACUACUCCGGUACGGGGAUCCCCAUCAAUGGAGGUCUGCCUCAAAACCAGAGUCUCUCCAAACAUCUGAGCAAAUCCAGGGCCGACAUCGAUAAGCUCAUCCCACACAAGGACUUCCGGGGCCUGGGCGUCAUCGACUGGGAGAACUGGAGGCCCCAAUGGGUCCGUAACUGGGGUUCCAAAGACAUCUACCGGAACAAAUCCAAGGAGCAGAUCCGGAAGUUGCACCCGAGCUGGCCGGAGAGCAAGGUGGAGAUGGAGGCCAAAGAAGCCUUUGAAAGUGCGGGACAAGCCUUCAUGAACGCCACCUUGCUUCUGGCCGAAGGCCGUCGGCCUGAUGGUCUCUGGGGUUUCUACUUGUUCCCCGACUGCUACAACUACGGGUACAAGCAGCACCCACAGCGGUACACCGGAGAGUGUCCCAACGUGGAGCACGUCCGCAACGACCACCUGAUGUGGCUGUGGAGGGAAAGCACGGCUCUGUACCCUUCCAUCUACCUGGACCACGAGCUCAAGUCUUCGGCCAACACCGUCAAAUUCGUCCACUACCGUGUUAAGGAGGCCAUGAGGAUCGCGUCCAUAGCCCGUGCCGACUUCACACUACCUGUGUUUGUGUACUCCAGACCGUUCUACGCCUACACCUUUGUGGUCCUCUCUGAGAGUGACCUGGUCCACACUAUUGGGGAGAGUGCAGCUUUAGGAGCAGCAGGAGUGGUGCUUUGGGGCUCCUCAGAAUAUGCCAGAACUCAGAGAAACUGCCUGGCGGUAAAGAAGUACAUUGACGGUCCUCUCGGCCACUACAUCAUCAACGUCACCUCCGCCGCCAAGCUGUGCAGCAAGGCUUUGUGCAAGAAGAACGGCAGGUGCGUCCGCAAGAGUCUGGAGUCGAGCGCCUACCUCCACCUCAACCCCCGGUUCUUCCGCAUCCGCCGCAACCCGGGCCUGAGAGGCCCGCGCUUCCACGUCAGUGGCCAUCUGAACAACCACGACAUCCUGGACAUGAAACACAAGUUCACCUGCCAGUGCUACCAAGGCUGGACGGGGGUUUACUGUGAGAUGCCCCAGUCUCCGCCUCUUCCUCCUCCUCCUAUGCAGCCCAUGCCCCACCCCAGGGACAACGGUUUGCUCGGAGACAUCCUGAUGAUCCUGUCCCUGCACUUCUCCUGUCUGUGUGUCAUCAUGUUCCUGGGACUGUGUCUUAUUAUCAAGUGUUUGAUUUUGUAGAGAUUGGAACGGCUCAGAGUCCUUGGACAAGGACUCCUGCACAUUGCAGUUCCAGCCCAGCCAAACCUGACAAAACCGGAUUACCUUUCCAAAAGGACAGAACCAUGGGCACACUCCAAUUUUCAACAUUUUCUCCAAGGAUUUUGAUGAGAAUAGCAGGAGACAUGAUGGCAACGAUUGUGAGAAAGGGUCUGCACUAAAAUAACUGGUGUUUAAGGGUCAGUUAGUGGAAUUUAAACUUCUGAAGCUAUGAAAUGGUCAUACCGUUCUUUUUAGGUAUGGCAAUAAAGUGUGUAAAACACAUGUUGAAUCAAUUCAUAAAUGUAUUUUCAAUAAACUCUGAAAACGGUUAAAACAUUUCUAUCUGCAAUAAAAAAAAAAAAACAUUAUCAAAUUUAAAAAGCCAACCAUCAGAAAUGAUCUGUGAGUGUGUAUGUGUUUGUAAAGAUGAUAAAGAAAGUGUGUGUUUGUGAAUGUUUACAUGAGGGGGAGUCUGAUUUAUGGAAAAGUGGUUAGCAGUGUGGCAAUGUGGUCAAAGGAAAUGACCAGAAUUACAUUUACUCAUACUCCCCAGCUCACAAAACUACCCCAACAAGUUAACUUGCGUCAAGUUUUUGCACUUGGUUUUUAACACCCUUCAUUAAACUUGAUUUUAACUUGAGUCAAACGACUCCUCAUCAAGAAACGUGUGCAGCUGCAAUCUUUUCACAUUUACUCAGAUAAGAAAUCCACCUUAUUGAAAUCAAUGUUUUAGUUAAACAUAUCGUAAAUGUUUAAAUUCACAGCAGCACCGUUCAGUCUAAAUAUUUCCAUGAGACAUUUAUUUCCUUGGUGUUAAAAAAAAGAGCUUUGCUGUAGAAUAAUGUUUAGACUGAGUGAGUGAUAAGAUCAGGCACACCUCUGUUGCAUUAAGAUCAAAUCCUUACUCCCAGACUCGACACUUCCCCUUCCAGGACAGUAAAAUAAACACUAAAUCGGUCAUGUCUCAAAAACCUCCACAGACUUCCAACACCAGUACAAAAGACAGAAACGAUCUCCAUUUAGUAUCAACACUGCAAAACCUUUGCUAAACUCUGAACUUCGAUGAAUUUGUUUGAAUCCAGAGCUUCAUUGAUCUUGAAACUAUUACAAAAACAGAGCUAAAUGUACCGUGUACACCGAGGCUCAGAAGUGGAAGAACACACCUAAAAUGUUCUGGUCCCAGACAGAUCCGGUGACAGGAAUGUACUGUUGGAUCUGUCGAUUUAAGAAAUCCUCCCCUGGAUUUUAGGUGGGUUGUGAUGGCUGUGUCCAACACAAGCAAAGCUGGCCCCACUGGGAGGCAGACAGGAAAGUAACGCCCAACACGAAGGGCAUGAGCACUGCUUGACCUCUUCA
Messenger RNA from Hypomesus transpacificus, 4561 nucleotides. RefSeq names its product hyaluronoglucosaminidase 6 (gene hyal6). Gene Ontology annotation, molecular function: hyalurononglucosaminidase activity. Bases 1688 to 3184 code for a protein of 498 amino acids. NCBI's taxonomy places the organism in Eukaryota, Metazoa, Chordata, Actinopteri, Osmeriformes, Osmeridae. Gene Ontology annotation, biological process: carbohydrate metabolic process; hyaluronan catabolic process. The record is from RefSeq and is a predicted model, not a curated record. The transcript is spliced from 3 exons.